This is a messenger RNA of Rhinolophus ferrumequinum (greater horseshoe bat), 1252 nucleotides long. RefSeq names its product coenzyme Q3, methyltransferase (gene COQ3). Gene Ontology annotation, biological process: ubiquinone biosynthetic process. NCBI's taxonomy places the organism in Eukaryota, Metazoa, Chordata, Mammalia, Chiroptera, Rhinolophidae. Gene Ontology annotation, molecular function: 2-methoxy-6-polyprenyl-1,4-benzoquinol methyltransferase activity. The record is from RefSeq and is a predicted model, not a curated record. The transcript is spliced from 7 exons. Bases 24 to 1124 code for a protein of 366 amino acids.
AGAGGCGGAUCCUUUCUGUCGCGAUGUGGGGAGCCCGCAAGCUCAGCUCCUUCGGGAGUGGUUUUUUAGGAGUACUUAGGUCUGGGUGCUGGGGCUCACAGGCUGGCUGUCCUCGCUUAACUUCGUUGGCGGUUUAUUCGGAGAAUCAGCUCAGUUGGACUCUAAAAAUUAAACCAUGGGUUUUCCAAGAAUACAGAAUCAUGUGUUCCAGAUCCUAUAGAAUGACUUUUGCCUGCUUGAAUACAAUGAAAACUUACAGGUACCCUUGGACAAGACGGUACAGUACUUCUCAAACCACUGUAGACAGCAGUGAGGUGAAAACCUUCCUGGCCCUGGCUCACAGGUGGUGGGAUGAGCAAGGAGUAUAUGCACCUCUUCAUUCUAUGAACGACCUUAGGGUGCCAUUUAUUAGAGACAAUCUUUUAAAAACAGUUGCUAAUCACCAGCCAGGAAAACCUUUGUCUGGGAUGAAGAUUCUUGAUGUUGGCUGUGGUGGUGGAUUGUUAACUGAACCUCUAGGGCGGCUUGGAGCUUCAGUUAUUGGAAUUGACCCUGUGGAUGAAAACAUUAAAACAGCACAGCGCCAUAAAUCAUUUGAUCCAGUCCUGGAUAAGAGGAUAGAGUACAGAGCAUGUUCCCUGGAAGAGAUUGUGGGAGAGACUACAGAAACCUUUGAUGGUGUCGUAGCUUCUGAAGUGGUAGAACAUGUGAUUGAUCUAGAAACAUUUAUACAGUGCUGCUGUCAAGUGUUAAAACCCGGUGGUUCUUUAUUCAUUACUACAAUCAACAAAACACAGCUGUCCUAUGCCUUGGGAAUUGUUUUUGCAGAGCAAAUUGCAGGUAUUGUACCAAAAGGUACUCAUACCUGGGAGAAAUUUGUUUCACCUGAAAAGCUAGAGAGCAUUCUGGAAUCAAAUGGUCUUUCAGUUCAAACUGUGGCAGGAAUGCUCUACAACCCCUUUUCAGGUUACUGGCAUUGGAUUGAAAACACCAGCCUUAACUAUGCAGCUCAUGCUGUGAAGCACCCGCACCCAGGCCCCGCCGAGCUUGUGUUUGAGGGGGAAGCAGAUGUCCCAGCAAAAGCCUCCACCAACCCCGGUGUGCGUGAAGAGCCGAAGGAAUGAAUUGUUUCUGAGGACGAUAGGAACACGGCGUGAAAGUACGAUAUUUACAAAUACGAAAACUAUACCGUUUAUCUUUUGAGAGAGGAUCAUGCAGAAAAGAAAGUCAAAAAAAGGGUUAAAACCUUGGA